CAAAACAUGGUCGAAUCUUCAUUACCACUCAAGACCGGCUUCAUCUUUUUACACCUGCUACCACUGCUUUCAUCAUCAGGCCAACGUCUGGACAACUUCAACAACUGCCAUUGCUUAUUUCUAAAAUAGUGCAUCAUCAGCAGACAUGAAGAUCCUUGGCCAGAUUGCUUUCUUGCUUUUGCUGGGGGAGAGCUGGAGUAGAAAUGCUAAAGUUCAAUCCACCAAGAAAUCUCCACAUGGGAGCCAAGCAGGCAAGGGCAUCCAGCCUUCACUUGAGGCUAUUCUCUCUGCUGGGAACAUUUCAAACAGUAGAGCACGUGACUCGACAAGGGAUGCUGCCGAAGGAGCUCGAGUCGCUAAACAGCAGACGGAUGAAAUGAGGUUGCACUUUCUCAAGAACCCGCAUGUGACAUGUAAUGAUGGGUCACCAGCUGGGUUUUACCUCAAAGAGAUCAGAGGAAGCCGCAGAUGGCUGUUAUUUCUGGAAGGCGGCUGGUGCUGCUACAGCAAAGAGACCUGUGAUUCCAGGUACCAAAAUAUCCCUCGACUAAUGAGCUCCGCGGGUUGGCCCCUGACAAAAACUGGCCGUGGCAUAUUGUCAUCCCAAGUAGCAGAGAAUCCUUAUUGGCACAACACUAACAUUGUAGUCAUCCCAUAUUGCUCCAGUGACGUUUGGAGUGGCACUGGGCCUGCUCCGGCCCCUCCUCCAAGCCAAGGGCAAGGAAGAGAGAAAGAACGGAACAGAAAUGCAAAUGCAACUGAGUACGCUUUCAUGGGAUCGCUCAUCAUCCGAGAGGUCAUCAAAGACCUUAUUCCCAAAGGAAUCAAGCAGGCCAAGGUUGUUCUGUUGUCUGGCACAAGUGCUGGGGGUACAGGAGUCUUGCUGAAUAUCGAGAGAGUGGCCAGUUAUUUGGAGCAACUUGGUGCAGAGGCACAAGUCCGAGGUCUGGUGGACUCUGGCUGGUUUCUCGAAAGUAAACACCAGAGAUCGCCCAACUGCCCGGAAACAGUUACCUGUUCACCUGAAGAUGCUAUCAAGGUCGGCCUAAGGUUGUGGAAUGGUGUGGUGCCAGAUAGGUGUCGUCGGCUCUAUAAGAAAGGGGAGGAGUGGCAGUGCUUCUUUGGCUACAAACUGUAUUCCACCUUGACCUCGCCUCUAUUUGUUGUGCAGUGGUUGUUUGACGAGGAACAGUUGAGGGUUGAGAACAUCUACAUUGGAGGACAGCACAUGAGCAACGAACAGUGGCAGUACAUCCAGAACCUUGGCAAAGAGUUGAAGAACUCUUUAAGAGAUGUCACAGCAGUAUUUGCGCCUUCCUGCCUCUCCCAUACAGUGAUUACUAAAAGCAACUGGAUGACUUUCCAAGUUCGAGGCACUUCUCUGCCUCGGGCCCUGCACUGCUGGGACAGGAGCUUGGAAGCUACUCGUAACAACAGAACUCCAACUAAAGGCUGCCCGUUCCACCUGGUGGACGGUUGCCAUUGGCCUCAGUGUAACCCCACCUGCCCGACCCUGGUGGACCAGGCAACUCAACAAGAGCUCACCUUGCUUCAGAUGCUGGCCGCCAUGGGUUUGGAUCUCCGGAAGUUAGGCUUGAAUCCUAAAAAAGACACAUAUUCCCUCGCAAGCGUGGGCAGCAAUGAUGGCUAACAUAUUGUAAGUGCAGAAGAGAGACCAGUCAGGUGUUGACUUUUUAUGUAAGCAUCAACUAGAAAAGAAACUUCGGUCAUGCCGUGUCCUCCAUGUGUCAAGCUUGAAACCCAAUGGUCAAGUCUUUUUUUCUUUAUAGUUUGCAUUUGUGCUUCAAGUUCUCGCUAUUGGUAGACAACACAUUCAAUCUUGAACUCGAGCAUAGUGGAACUGAGUGUUAAUUUUAUAGAUAACUUGAGAGUCAUAUAAAAUGUCAGGCUCACUUAAACAUCAGUUCAUGUUUUAUCGUGGAUAGCAACUUUUUUAACUUUUUUCCAUUAGUUCCAUAUAUAUUUAUUUGUAUGAUUUCUACCUGGUCAUUAGUCAAUUUAGUUGUGGAUUUAACUCAUUUUGAGCAGCAUUUUUUAAUGUAUGGACAUCAAAUUGCUACUGGCUCUGCCUAACUCUGAACUCUACACAUGCAGCUCAACACACUGACUAUUUUUUGUGACCUACCUAUCUAUAGCCCACGAGGCAACCUGAGCUAUCAUAUUUAUACGUAUAUUUUACUGCAUGUUAAAGUAAUCUCUGUCCUACAUUUGUUGACUUUGAUCUAUAUCACAAGUGUAUUAUGAUUCAGUCAGAUUUAUGCCAAAUAAAGAUUCCAUUAUACA
Syngnathus typhle (broad-nosed pipefish) is the source of this 2304-nucleotide messenger RNA. RefSeq names its product notum pectinacetylesterase 2 (gene notum2). Gene Ontology annotation, molecular function: hydrolase activity. The transcript has 12 exons. The record is from RefSeq and is a predicted model, not a curated record. NCBI's taxonomy places the organism in Eukaryota, Metazoa, Chordata, Actinopteri, Syngnathiformes, Syngnathidae. Bases 146 to 1651 code for a protein of 501 amino acids.